Molecule: messenger RNA, 2013 nt
Organism: Chenopodium quinoa (quinoa)
Lineage: Eukaryota; Viridiplantae; Streptophyta; Magnoliopsida; Caryophyllales; Amaranthaceae
Exons: 5
Coding region: 1-2013 (670 amino acids)
Source: RefSeq, a predicted model, not a curated record
AUGAAAAAUAUCAUUAAAAAGCUUGGUUUGGAUUAUAAAAAAAUCGAUGUAUGCCCAAAUGAUUGUGUGCUUUUCUGGAAAGAUAAAAUUGGAUCAGAUAAAUGCCCAACUUGUGAUGCAUUGCGGUGGAAAACAUCAGAUGAUGGAACAAUCAUAGAAUUGGCUAAUGGUAAAAAGGUUCCAGUAAAGGUAUUGCGUCACUUUCCCUUGAUCCCUAGGCUGAAAAGGCUCUUUAUGUCAUCCAAAACAUCUCAUCUCAUGCGUUGGCAUGCUGAGCGGGAAAAGGAUGGCAAGAUGAGGCAUCCUGCUGAUUCAUGUGCUUGGAAAGAAUUUGAUGAGAGGUAUUAUGAUUUUUCUAAGGAUCCUCGAAAUGUAAGGCUUGGCUUAAGUAGUGAUGGUUUUAAUCCUUUUGGUAUGAUGAGUACCCAAUAUAGUAUAUUGCCGGUCGGUGUAGAAACUUAUGAUGCCUCAAGAUGUGAAACAUUCACAUUACAUGCAGCUUUAAUUUAUACCAUUAACGACUUCCCUGCCUAUGGUAACCUCUCUGGUUGGCCAAUAAAAGGUAAACGUGCAUGUCCUUAUUGCAAUGUUGAUACAUGCUCCAUGUAUCUUAAAGGAAGCAAGAAACUAUGCUACCCAAGGUUUCGGCGCUUCUUAGAAGAAACUGAUGCUUUGCGCUACAAUGGAAAAGCAUAUGAUGGGAGAGUAGAGUUAGCACCUCCUCCUAGAUCCUGGACAGGAUCAAAACUAUUAGAGCAAAUGAAAGAUGUCAAUGUGGUAUUUGGAAAACACCCUGAUACCAAAAAAUUGAAUAAAAAAAACAAGCGAAAAAAGGGGGUAGAAAAUGUCCCAUGGAAGAAGAAAAACUCUUUUUUCAGAUUAGAAUACUGGGAACAUCUACCUAUCCGUCAUAAUCUAGAUGUCAUGCAUGUGGAGAAGAAUGUUUCAGAGAGCAUCAUUGGUACACUUUUUGGCAUUGAAGGAAAAUCAAAAGAUACUACCCUCUCACGUCUUGAUUUAGUACAUUUGAACAUAAGAAAGAAUCUCCACCCAAAAGAAGUUAGUGGGAAGACAUAUCUACCUCCUACGAGUUUUACACUAAGUAAGAAAGAAAAGGAAGAGAUGUUAGCUGUAUUAGCUUCUGUUAGAGUUCCAGAUGGUUAUGCAGCAAAUAUUAAAAGGAGAUUUGUUGAUGGUAAACUUUCUGGUUUGAAAAGCCAUGAUCAUCAUAUACUUAUGCAACAAUUGUUACCAUUGGCUCUAAGGAAAUGCAAAAUAAAGAAGUAUCUACAAACGUUACAAUCAUAUGUGAGAAAUAAAAGUUGUCCAGAAGCAUCUAUUGCAAAUGGAGCCCUUGCUGUAGAAUGUCUUGGUUUUUGUGCUCGAUAUAUGCAAGAUGUGGAAACAAAAGAGAAUAGACCAUCAAGGAACGAUGAAGGGAAUGGCAAUGACGUACAUAAAGGAUUGUCAAUUUUUUCCUUAAAAUGUCGUGCAAUGUCAAAAAAGAGAAACUACAAGCCUGAUUAUUAUGUAAUUGAACAAGCCCAUAACUACGUUUUAGCUAACUGUGAGGAGGUUCAGGUUUAUGCAAGGGAGUAUUAUAAUGCUCUCUGUGAGCAAUACAACAAUAACUAUGAGAUUAUUGAUGACAUGUAUAAAAGAAAUUUUUCAAAGUGGUUUGCUGACAAUGUUUCAAUGCAUGUGUCUAGCGACACUUGUGUAGCUGAUGAUCUGAAAUAUCUUAGUUGUUUUCCUAGCAUGUGGGUGAAUACAAUGACAAAAGUCACUUACAAUGGUUAUCGAUGGCGUGUGAAGAAAAUUGAUAAAGGAUGCGUAACUCAAAAUUUUGGGGUGGUUGUUAAUGCAGACACAAAUGCUGGAAAUGUAGCAUACUUUGGAGUCUUGACUGAGAUUUUGGAAUUGACUUAUCCUCAUGGAAGGAGUGUGUUGUUGUUUCGUUGUGAUUGGGUAGAUCCAAUUAGUGGGGUUAAAAAAGACGAUGAAUUUACUUAA